Symsagittifera roscoffensis is the source of this 824-nucleotide messenger RNA. Its product is annotated as vesicle transport through interaction with t-SNAREs homolog 1B-like. The transcript is spliced from 7 exons. Gene Ontology annotation, cellular component: endoplasmic reticulum membrane; SNARE complex; late endosome membrane. Gene Ontology annotation, biological process: intra-Golgi vesicle-mediated transport; regulation of protein localization to plasma membrane; macroautophagy. NCBI's taxonomy places the organism in Eukaryota, Metazoa, Xenacoelomorpha, Acoela, Convolutidae. The record is from RefSeq and is a predicted model, not a curated record. The coding region runs from base 32 to 721 and encodes 229 amino acids. Gene Ontology annotation, molecular function: SNAP receptor activity; SNARE binding.
UGUUGUGAUAAACUUAUUAAAUAGAUUAACCAUGUCUUCAGAGAAUUUUGAGCGGACGAAAGAGAAUGUGGCUUCAUUUGUGGCAGACUACAAGAACAGAAUAUCUCGCAAACUCAAGUCCGCCCAGACAUCUCCGGAUGAAUGUGAGAGACUGCUUGGCGAAACGGAACGAGGAGUCGAAGCUGCUUACAGACAACUGCAAAGCAUGGAAAGGGAGGUGUCAGUGGCACCAGCAGAAUACAGGACCAUGAUGAAUGCCAAGCUACGCUCGCUGCAGAGAGACGUCGACACCAUCAACCGAGAGAUUAAGUCAGUGCGAACCAACCAGAGUAUAUCGAGGGGCGGAGGGUUUCCUGGAAGUAGCAGUAUCUACGACCCAAGAGCAGACAUUGCAACUCUUGAGGAUCGACAGAGACAGCAGGUGAUGUUUGGCACAGAUGUGUUGAACAGAGCGAGCGAGAGUGUGGCCAGGACUCAGCGGGUGGCGGCCGAGAACGAGGAGAUAGGCGUGGAGAUCCUGGGCGAGUUGGGAACCCAGAGGGAACAGCUCCAGAGAACCAGUCGAAAGCUGGAUGACACGAAAGCCGAGUUGUCAAAGUCUCGCAAACUCCUUAACACCAUGCACCGCAGAGUAAUUUCAAACAAGUUGUUGCUGAUGGGGAUCAUUCUGUUCGAAAUCAUCAUCUUGUUCGCAGUUAUUUAUAUCAAGUUCAUCAAAUGAGAUCAGAAAUUGUUAAUAUUUAUAGCACAGAACAGUCGCAAUCAUUCUUCUGGAUUUAGAGUUCCUAUUUUCUGAAUGUCAACAACGCUCUAUUGUAGAAUUA